Coregonus sp. 'balchen' is the source of this 5089-nucleotide messenger RNA. The record is from the annotation of a GenBank genome assembly. NCBI's taxonomy places the organism in Eukaryota, Metazoa, Chordata, Actinopteri, Salmoniformes, Salmonidae.
AUGGACAGCAACAACAGAAAGAAGGUGAAGUUUGACUGGCUACAGACAACACUCGGCUCGCCUACAAAGUUCCGCAAGAGCAAUGGUGGAACACCCAAGCCCACCCACUGGAGUGUGUCGCCCAGUGAUGUUUUGACUUCCCCUGAUCUGAACGUGUCGACAGGGUCGGCUGGCCUGGGAGAGCUGGAGGACAUCUGCCUAGACACACCCAAGAGAAAGGAGGUCACCUCGCCAGACGACCCCAGUGGGAUCAAACCCAGUGGGAGCGACCUCUUCACAGGCAAAAUCAAAGGGCUCAGGAAGCUCUCCAGAAAAUGUCUGAAAGAUCUCACUCCCUCCGAGUCCAAGGUAAAUCAUGACUGUGGACUCUGCUAAGCAGUUCAGUGCACGGACCAUUUCUCUGUUCUAGUUCUCCCAAAUGUCCUCUUUCUUUGCCUCCUCUCCUACAUGAACGCAGAUGGCCAGUGUUACAUGUCAUUUACUGGUGUUUGCUUCCAUUGGAUACAUCUUUGUCAAUUUUGUUUUUCCUUAGGCAGUUCUCAUCGACACAACAUCCCAGUCAGAAAACCGUGUCUCCUUACCUACACCUUUAGCGUGUGGUCUGAAGAGGAAAGACCGGACUCCACAGGAGGGGUCGAAGGCCAUCUACCUGAAGGCUUUGACCGCCGCAAUCAGGGGAGGAGGAGAGAAGCAGUCCCCGGCCAAAGUGACCGCCAAGAAAAGCCCUUCUCUCGCCAAGAAGAAGUCCACAAAAAAGAAGCAGUCUUUGGACACGGCCAAUGACGACAUGCUCAGAUUGGAACCAGACGACUGUGCGGCUCUCGAUUUGGACUGCUGCUCAGCCCAGUCAGAGAGCGAGUCAGAGGACAUGACUCCUGUCGAGGGCGUAGAGUACUAUUUCCGCCCAAUGGUGUUUGUGGAAACAGGGACACAGGAUGAGAACGCUGGUCUCAAAAAAGACACAAGGGUGAGUCACAGGAAAAAAGGUUCCAAAGAUUGGUUAGCAGGAAUUUACAUGUUUAGUAUGGAUAAUUGGUUGUGGGGGUUCAAUUAAGAUGAAUAUUUUGUUCCUGAUCUCUAUUGAAUAAUAUAGUCUGUCUCCUAUCUCCCUAUUCUCUCCUUUUACAUCUCAGAGUGUGGUGCUGAAAGGGGAUGACUCCCCUGAUUGGUCAGAUGUUGAGGACCCUGUGGUGGUGGAGACCUUCUCCCAGGAGGAGUCUCCAUCGCAUUCCACUGCCAAGGUGGAGCCCAAGAGAGAGGUCGGCAGCAGUGACUCCUCCUUACCUGCUCUGGACUACGUUCCUAACUCUCUACCUUACUUCAUGAAGCCUCAAACAUACCCCUCAGACACCUGGAAACUCAACUUUCCUGCUGUGAAUGCUCAGAGUGGUAGCAUUACAACGCCCUCUCUCACCUCCCCCUCUACAAACGGACUGAAUGGUGCUGUUCAGCCACCCAGUGAGAGCCCAGCUCAGCCCUUCCCUCAGUCAUGGAGGACGGUGUUCAUUUCCUCCAAGCAAAUCCCCCCAGAGAAGCCAAACAGUGCACAGCUGCCUCUCCCCGGGACACCCAGGACUGGCAUGGGGGGCAUUGGAGCCCCGCGCGCCCCCAGCAGUGUGUCCUCCUCCCCGGACCCAUUUGCUCUGUGGCAACCUGCAAUACUCUCCAGCAAUGUUUCGCCUGCUACACACAAAAUCCACCCCCUGUUCUCCAGCCCCUAUCGCCCCUGUGAACAGACCUCCCAAAGGUACUCUGACGGCGGCCCCUCCUUGCCCUUUUCCCCCUCCUCCCCCUCCAGGUGCUAUGAAAACAUCACCUCCACCAGGACAAUGUCAGUGGGGGUGGAGCCUAUCUGGACAUGUAACCCCUCCCAGCGGAGGGCCAGCCAACAUGGCUUCGUGGACACCCACUGCCACCUGGACAUGCUGUGGGGCAAGCUGGGCUUCCGGGGCACCUUUGCCCGCUUCCGCAGCCUGCACCAGAGCAGCUUCCCGACAGAUUUUCACGGCUGCAUCGCCGACUUCUGCAACCCUCGGAUCAUGGUGCGGGAGGUGCUGUGGGAAGGGCUGCUGGCGGAGGAGCUGGUCUGGGGGGCUUUCGGGUGCCACCCCCACUUCGCCAAGGAGUACUCUGAGGUCCACGAGCGCAGCAUUCUAAUGGCCAUGCGACACCCGAAAGCUAUAGCCUUCGGAGAGAUUGGCCUGGACUACUCCCACAAGAACUCCACCAACACAUCCAGGCAGAAAGAGGUACGGUCAGGGCUUCAUUUUCCCCCUCAUUCAACUGACCCAUUGAAGUAGUUAAUAAGCUGCUGCUUGGUUGAGGUAGUGAUGGUGUUGUUUGGCACCCCCUGUAGGUGUUUGAACGUCAGCUGAAAUUGGCUGUGGCUAUGAACAAGCCUCUGGUGAUCCACUGCAGGGACGCAGACGAUGACCUGCUGCUGAUCAUGAAGAAGUGUGUGCCCCGGGACUAUAAAAUCCACAGGUCAGUGUCUGCAUGUGUGUGUGUGUCUCAGUGAUACUGUUCAUGGGAAAUUCCACAGUAACAGAAUUACAAUUUGACGCAGUUUUUUCACUUUAAAAUGUAUGCCAAACAAAAACCAUUGAUUUCAAAGUUUAACAAUCCAUACUCUAUAGACGGGUUAGCAUCACGAAAACGAUGCGCACGCUUCAAUGGGGCAGAAGUCUGCGUGUUGUUGUGAUUCUGGAUGGCCAGAUAGCUAGCAACAAUGACAAGAAGCUGCCAUGUGGGGAAUUGUAGGGUGCUCGUUUCAGCUUGUUUUCUUGUUCUUGAUACCAUGUCUUGUUGUGACUGAUGUCACGUCUAUGCUAAUAUGGCAAAAAUUCACUAGCUAGCUAACCAACAACUGUAACGAUGUAUUUGACAGACAACAAGUGCUCAUUGUGCAAAUGUAUUUAUGUUUUCAAUAAACAUUGGAGACUAAAUAUAGUUUACAUGUUGUCAACAAUCUAAGCCAACCACGUCUGUUUUGCCCCAUAGUUGCACACGCGUCGGUUUUGUUGCUAAACAACCAACCCGUCUAUGCACAAGGACUGCUUUGAACAACUUCCACAGAAAAAUUUACAAAAACGAAUUUAGUGGAAGAACUUUGCAAACAGAAUUAUGGUAAAAUCUCCCUCAGGUUUGUAUGCGACCACAUUUUUCCAAAAAAUAUCUGCUCCGAAUUAAGAUUCCAAGAUGUCUGCAGAAAGAAUGCGGUGUCAGCUAUGACUUACUGUAAUUCAAAAACAGAAGUGAAGUGGAUUUACACCCAGUAACAUAAUUACAUAAUGGGUCCCUGAUCUGUACUACACAGAAAAGCAUAAAUAUGCAUAUGAAUGUCAUUGUCCAUGUUUCACAAGUUUGGACAUCACAGUAGAGUGGAGUACAGUAUAGUUCAGUAGAGUACAUUACAAUAUACUGUACUGUACUCUACUUUCCUUUACUGUAUUGUACUAAUGUAUUGGAUUGUACUCUACUGUGCUCUCACUGUACUGUGCUAUCCAAACUUGUGAAACAUAUCUAUGAUAGGUUUGGAUUUGGUCCAGUCCGUUCCAUCUGUGGACGUUAACAUCAACGCCAGAGUGGACUGACCAAAUUUCAACUACUUUUCAACGUCCAUGGACGUCCGGUGUCGGUCAGUGCUCAGGGGGUGGGCUGCUGGUUACAGUAAACUGAAAAAGAGGGGGCUCAUUGGUAGGUGUCGGUAAGAGCUGGGAGAGGUGACAUUAUCUGGAGAGUGAGAAAGGCGGGGAGAUGGAGUGGUUGUCCAGACUCAGGCUGUUUUAACACUUGGUUUGACCACCAGAUGAAAGAGAAAGAAAACAGUUAUCAGCUGAACAUAAGUGUGACAGUGGAAGGGAGGAGAGUAGCAGGUGACCCAACUGUGGGUUGUGACUUAUGAUUUCCUGUUGUAGCCAGUUCAGUUGCUGUAAUUCCAUUACUGAUGUUUUGGUAAUUCCGUUACUAAUUUUGUAACAGAAUGACGAGUUUUAAUCACAUAAUAAUUCAUAAGAAAAAUUGAUAUCAGUAAAAUCACUAUAACUAAUUGGUACGUCUACCAUUACUUGUUAAGUCUGUGAACUUUUAUUAUCUUCACUCCACAUGAGGGAGAGAAAUUAGAAAAGAUCUUAAAGGGAUUCUCCAGUACUUUUGUAUACUUUUUAGCCAGUAGUUCUGAAAGUAGCGCCCACGAGCCAAAGGUGGUCCCCGAAAAAAAAACAUGUGCACCAUGUCAUUGCUCUCUUUCUCGCUCUGUGUGUGAUUUUUGCUAGCUGUCACUCAAAUGGCGAGGGGCUGGAACUCAAAUUGCUAGGGGGUUGGCCCACGUGGGCGGAAAUGUAGGGGAAAUGGCGCAACACAGCUGCCAGAAAACAGUCGCUUUCAAUCUAGGGAUUUCAUGGCUAAUUGAGGUAAGUCAGUAAUUCUGCUAAUAGAUUAUGCAUGUAUGAACUACACAUUGAAACAUUCAGCCUAAAGCGGGAGGUUUAAAAACAAAUACUUACUAGUCGCCAAACUACCGGAGUAUGUCUUUAAAGAUAUGUGUGUUUUUGGUGACAGAAUUACAAGGCACAAGGCAAUGUUUCUUAAACUUACAUUUGUCUUUCUUUUCCACAGACACUGUUUCACCAACAGUUACCCGGUGAUCGAGCCCUUCCUGAAGGAGUUUCCCAACCUGUGUGUGGGCUUCACGGCCCUCAUCACCUACCCCAGGGCACACAAGGCCCGUGAUGCCAUCCGCAAGAUCCCCCUCGACCGCAUCCUCCUGGAGACAGAUGCACCCUAUUUCCUGCCCCGACAGGUACACACAAACAACACACGACAACACAACACACAUUUGGGAGGGUAGUUCGAUGGGCACCGAUUCACAAGCUAGAGGUAUACAGAUGAAAGUUGAAGGUUGACAGUGCAUGUAUGUAAAUCGUUUCUGUUCUCUGUGUAACGGUAGGUUAGUAAAGAUGUCUGUAGGUUUUCCCACCCAGGCAUGGGUAUUCACACGCUGCGUGAGAUCAGCCUUCUGAAGGGAGAGAGCAUCACCACGGUGCUCACCACGAUCCGACGCAACACCACCCAGCUAUACGGCAUAUGA